CGGGGGCCUUCCCCCCGGGGCCGGCUGCCAAGAUGGUGAUGUCCCAGGGCACCUACACCUUCCUCACCUGCUUCGCGGGCUUCUGGCUCAUCUGGGGCCUCAUCGUGCUGCUGUGCUGCUUCUGGGUCCGGGGGGGGCUUUGCCUUGCAGAGUCGGACCUGUCAAAGCCGCCGUGCUAUGAGGAGGCGCUGCUGAUGGCGGAGCCCCCCCCGCCGUACAGCGAGGUGCUGAUGGACACGAGGGGGCUCUACCGCAAAAUCAACGCCCCUUUCCUGAGCCAUGAGCGGCUGGAGAAGCAGGAGCAGCCUCCCAGCUACAAACCCCUUUUCCUGGACGCCGGCUACGGUUCAGCGCUGCACCUGCCCCGCUCAGCCAGCCCCGGCCCUGCCUGCCCGGACCUCUACCUGCAGCAGGAGUGCUCCCCACGCAUGUUUCCCAGCUGGACGGACUCGGAGCUCAGCAGCAGGGACACCUACGAAACGGGACCCUGGCACCUCCCGGUCUCCAUGCCUCUCUUCGGCAGGACUACCGCUGUCUAACAGCGGCCACGGGGGACGCCCGGACCUUGCCAUGCACCUGGGGAGGGGUGGGGGGGCUUCGGUUGCUCGUGUCACCCCAGGGACACCCGCCCCGGCGCGGGCCAUCGCCGCCG
Molecule: messenger RNA, 652 nt
Organism: Ficedula albicollis (Collared flycatcher)
Lineage: Eukaryota; Metazoa; Chordata; Aves; Passeriformes; Muscicapidae
Gene: PRR7
Product: proline rich 7 (synaptic)
Exons: 2
Coding region: 33-539 (168 amino acids)
Source: RefSeq, a predicted model, not a curated record